AGCACUGCCUGGCUCCACGUGCCUCCUGGUCUCAGUAUGGCGCUGUCCUGGGUUCUUACAGUCCUGAGCCUCCUACCUCUGCUGGAAGCCCAGAUCCCAUUGUGUGCCAACCUAGUACCGGUGCCCAUCACCAAUGCCACCCUGGACCGGAUCACUGGCAAGUGGUUUUAUAUUGCAUCGGCCUUUCGAAACGAGGAGUACAAUAAGUCGGUUCAUGAGAUCCAAGCAACCUUCUUUUACUUUACCCCCAACAAGACAGAGGACACGAUCUUUCUCAGAGAGUACCAGACCCGCCAGAACCAGUGCUUCCAUAACUCCAGUUACCUGAAUGUCCAGCGGGAGAAUGGGACCAUCUCCAGUUAUGAGGGAGGCCGAGAGCAUUUCGCUCACCUGCAAUUCCUCAGGGACAACAAGACAUUGAUGUUUGGUUCCUACCUGGACGAUGAGAAGAACUGGGGGCUGUCUGUCUAUGCUGACAAGCCAGAGACAACCAAGGAGCAACUGGGAGAGUUCUACGAAGCUCUCGACUGCUUGCGCAUUCCCAGGUCAGAAGUCGUGUAUUCCAAUUGGAAAAAGGAUAAGUGUGAGCCACUGGAGAAGCAGCACGAGAAGGAGAGGAAACAGGAGGAGGGGGAAUCCUAGGAGGACACAGCCUUGGAUCAGGACAUCCUGCCCCUCCAACCCGACACGUGUACCUCAGCUUUUUCUCUCACUUGCAUCAACAAAGCUUCUGUGUUUGGAACAGCUAGGUUUUUAGUCAUUUGUUCAUUCAUUCAUUCUGAAGGCUGCCCUGAGUUCAACCCUGGCUGGGCACUGGAUAAGACGCUGUCCCUGGUGGGAAGAGCCCCACACAUGGCAGGAUGGAUGAUGACAGGCACCGAGUGUUACGGGAGCCCAGCACUGUGGGAAGACGCUGUCUUCUGCAGGGCGAAAGUCUCGGAAGGCUUCCUGGAAGGGGCAUCUGAACCAAUCUAGAAAGAUGAGGAGCAUAAUACAACCUGUUGUUCCUGUGCACAAUGUGUGAUGAUCAAAUCAGGGUCAUUUCCACCACCUCAAACGUUUACCAUUUCUUUGUGUUGGGGACAUUAUCACACAGUUCCCCAUAAAUAUGUACAUUAUGUGUCCAUUUAAAAUAAUACAAGCAAACAAAUGUGAAUUUCUAAACUGAGACUACUGUAAGGCCUUUCUCCUAAUAGUAAGAUUGUAAUAAAACUUCAACUAGUCAU
Symphalangus syndactylus (siamang) is the source of this 1226-nucleotide messenger RNA. RefSeq names its product alpha-1-acid glycoprotein 2. NCBI's taxonomy places the organism in Eukaryota, Metazoa, Chordata, Mammalia, Primates, Hylobatidae. Gene Ontology annotation, biological process: regulation of immune system process. The record is from RefSeq and is a predicted model, not a curated record.